UCCCUUCCCGACAUGCAUUGACAGUUGGCUGUCUGGGUGAGGAGCAGGCUGCGGGAGAGCUCUACCUUGGAGUUAACCCCCCUCAGCGUCUUACAAAGGAGCAUUUUGUUUUCCGGAUUUGGGUGUGCGGCCUCUGGAAGGGAGCAGAGCAAUUCUGUUACAAAAAAGGAACCUGAUUGGCUUCCAAGAUGUCAUCUAGAAGUAAAGAUGAUGCCGAACGCUACCUUUUUGUAGAUCGAAACCCUACGAGCAUCACAGCAACGCAAGCUGAUUGGACAGCCAAGAAGCAAGUGUGGGUGCCCUCUGAAAAACAUGGCUUUGAAGCAGCUAGCAUCAAGGAGGAGCGAGGUGAUGAAGUGGUGGUGGAGUUGGCCGAGAAUGGUAAAAAAGUGUCUGUCAACAAGGAUGACAUUCAGAAGAUGAAUCCACCAAAGUUCACCAAGGUUGAGGAUAUGGCAGAGUUGACCUGUUUAAAUGAAGCGUCUGUCCUCCACAAUCUCAAAGAUCGUUAUUAUUCUGGACUCAUCUAUACAUAUUCAGGUCUCUUCUGUGUAGUGAUCAACCCUUACAAAAACCUGCCAAUAUACACAGAACAAAUAGUGGAAAUGUACAGAGGGAAGAAACGCCAUGAAAUGCCUCCACACAUAUACGCAAUAUCAGAAACAGCCUAUCGUAGCAUGCUUCAAGAUCGUGAAGAUCAGUCCAUCCUUUGCACUGGGGAAUCAGGGGCAGGAAAAACAGAAAACACCAAGAAAGUCAUCCAGUACCUGGCUCAUGUGGCCUCAUCACACAAGGGACGGAAGGAACACACUGCUCCAAACUCCAGUAUCAUGUCAUAUGGAGAGCUAGAGCAUCAACUCCUGCAAGCCAACCCUAUUUUGGAAGCUUUUGGGAACGCCAAGACUGUGAAAAAUGACAACUCUUCCCGUUUUGGCAAAUUUAUCCGAAUUAAUUUUGAUGUCGCUGGAUACAUCGUUGGAGCCAACAUUGAAACCUAUUUACUGGAGAAAUCCCGAGCAAUUCGCCAAGCCAAGGAUGAAAGGGCAUUCCAUGUUUUUUACCAGAUCUUAGCGGGAGCAGGGGAGCAUGUGAAAACUGACUUACUUUUGGAGGGCUUCAAUCAGUAUCGCUUUUUAUCCAAUGGAAAUGUCACCAUUCCAGGACAGCAGGACAAAGAGAUCUUCCACGAGACAAUGGAGUCCAUGAAAAUCAUGGGAAUUAGUCAUGAAGAAAUCAUGUCAAUGCUGAGGAUGGUAUCGGCUGUUCUCCAGUUUGGCAAUAUUAUCUUUCGGAAGGAGAGGAACACAGACCAAGCAUCCAUGCCAGAUAACACAGCUGCACAGAAACUGUGCCAUCUUUUGGGACUUAAUGUGACAGAGUUUACACGUGCCAUCUUAAUGCCGAAAAUUAAAGUUGGGCGUGAUUACGUCCAGAAGGCACAGACUAAGGAACAGGCUGACUUUGCUAUUGAGGCUCUCGCUAAAGCGCUCUAUGAAAGGCUUUUCCGCUGGCUGGUCCAUCGCAUCAACAGAGCGCUGGAUAGGACCAAGCGACAAGGUGCAUCAUUCAUUGGGAUCCUGGACAUAGCUGGCUUUGAAAUCUUUGAGCUGAACUCAUUUGAACAGCUUUGUAUUAAUUACACAAAUGAGAAACUGCAGCAGCUCUUCAACCACACCAUGUUCAUUCUGGAACAAGAGGAAUACCAGCGGGAAGGCAUUGAGUGGAACUUCAUUGAUUUUGGCCUGGAUUUGCAGCCUUGCAUUGAUCUCAUCGAGAGACCGGCCAAUCCUCCAGGUGUCCUGUCCUUGCUGGAUGAAGAAUGCUGGUUCCCCAAAGCCACUGAUAAAAGUUUUGUGGAGAAGGUUAUCCAAGAACUUGGCACCCAUCCUAAAUUCCAGAAGCCUAGACAACUGCGAGACAAGGCUGAUCUGAGUAUAAUCCACUAUGCUGGCAAGGUGGACUAUAAAGCAGAUGAAUGGUUGAUGAAGAACAUGGACCCUUUGAAUGAUAAUGUGGCCACUCUCCUUCAUCAGAGCACAGACAAAUUUACAGGAGAGCUCUGGAAAGAUGUGGAUAGAAUUGUGGGACUUGACCAGAUGAGUGGUAUGGCUGACAUGACAUUUGGCUCGUCAUACAAGACAAAGAAAGGAAUGUUCCGCACUGUGGGGCAGCUCUACAAAGAAUCGCUGGCCAAGCUGAUGUCUACACUAAGAAACACCAACCCCAACUUUGUCCGAUGCAUCAUUCCCAACCAUGAAAAAAGAGCUGGAAAAUUGGAGCCUCACCUAGUCCUUGACCAGUUGCGCUGUAAUGGAGUUCUGGAGGGAAUCCGUAUUUGUAGACAAGGCUUCCCAAACAGAAUCAUCUUCCAGGAGUUCAGGCAAAGAUAUGAGAUUUUGACUCCAAAUGCUAUUCCCAAAGGAUUUAUGGAUGGAAAACAAGCUUGCGCAAUAAUGAUCAAAGCUUUGGAACUAGACCCCAAUCUUUUUCGCAUUGGACAGAGUAAAAUAUUCUUCCGUGCUGGAGUGCUGGCUCAUCUGGAAGAGGAGAGAGAUCUGAAGAUUACAGACAUCAUUGUACUCUUCCAAGCUGCUGCCAGAGGAUACCUUGCUAGGAAAGCUUUUAUAAAGAAACAGCAACAAAUGAGUGCUUUGAAGGUGGUGCAGAGGAACUGUGCUGCAUACCUCAAGCUAAGACAUUGGCAGUGGUGGAGACUCUUUACCAAGGUGAAGCCCUUGUUACAAGUAACCCGACAGGAUGAAGUAAUGCAGGCCAAGGUAGUGGAACUGCAGAAGGUGAAAGAUAACCAGACGAAGGCCGAACAAGACCUAAAGGAUAUGGGAAGCAAAUACCAGCAGUUGGCGGAAGAAAAGUCGAUUUUGGCAGAACAGUUGCAAGCAGAGACUGAGCUGUUUGCAGAGGCUGAAGAGAUGAGAGCUAGACUUGCAGCAAAGAAACAGGAGCUAGAGGAAAUAUUACAUGAUUUGGAGUCCCGUGUGGAGGAAGAGGAAGAGCGGAACUUGCAGAUGCAAAAUGAGAAGAAGAAGAUGCAGACUCAUGUGCAGGAUUUAGAGGAACAAUUAGAAGAAGAAGAGGCAGCCCGACAGAAACUGCAACUGGAAAAAGUUACAACUGAAUCCAAGCUGAAAAAGAUGGAAGAAGAUAUUCUUCUAUUAGAAGACCAGAACGCUAAACUCAGCAAGGAGAGAAAGUUGUUGGAAGAUCGUAUUUCUGAUUUCACCAGUAAUAUGGCUGAAGAAGAGGAGAAAGUAAAGAGUCUGAGCAAACUUCGCAACAAAUAUGAGGCUGUCAUUGCAGAUAUGGAAGAUCGUCUCAAGAAGGAAGAAAAAGGCAGACAAGAGAUGGAGAAAUUAAAAAGGAAACUUGAUGGGGAAACAUCAGACUUAUCAGAUCAGAUUCUAGAGCUUCAGCAACAGAUUGAGGAGCUGAAACAGCAACUGGCACGGAAGGAGGAAGAGCUCCAGGCGGCUCUUGCUAGAGUUGAAGAGGAAGCAGCACAGAAGAACAAUCUGCUGAAACAGCUUCGGGAAAUACAGUCUCAAAUCUCGGAAUUGCAAGAAGACUUAGAGUCCGAAAAGGCUGCAAGAGCAAAGGCAGAGAAGCAGCGCCGGGACCUUGGGGAAGAGCUGGAGGCACUGAAGUCUGAGCUUGAAGACACAUUAGAUUCCACAGCUGCACAGCAAGAACUUAGGGCAAAACGUGAACUAGAAGUGACAGAUCUUAAAAAGGCAAUUGAAGAUGAGACCAAAGUCCAUGAGUCCCAGAUUGUGGAAAUAAGACAGCGACACACACAGGCACUGGAAGAUCUCUCAGAACAACUGGAACAAUCACGCAGGUUCAAGGUGAACAUAGAGAAGGUGAAGCAGACCCUAGAGAGUGAGAAUUCUGACCUGGUAAAAGAAGUCAAGAAUCUUCAUGCAGUGAAACAGGAUUCUGAACAGAAGAGGAAAAAAUUAGAAGGACAGGUGUCUGAUCUUCAGAUCCGAGUGUCUGAAAGUGAGAAGAUCAAGGCUGAACUGGCAGAAAAGCUGCAUAGAGUACAGGCUGAACUAGAUGGUGUAUCUGGUACACUGGGAUCAACAGAAAGCAGGUCUAUUAAACUAACCAAGGACCUAACAGCAGUGCAAUCACAGCUGCAAGAUGCCCACGAGUUGCUACAAGAGGAAACCCGACAGAAGCUAAAUUUUAGCUCCAGGGUAAAACAGUUGGAAGAGGAGAAAAAUAACCUAUUGGAGAAUUUAGAGGAAGAGGAAUCCGCAAAGGCUCAGCUCAGUCGUCAGAUUCAGAUUCUCCAGCAACAGCUUGUUGAAUCAAAGAAGAAGAUGGAGGAUCAUGGAGGUGCUGUGGAGGGUCUGGAAGAAGCCAAGAAAAAAAUAGCCAAGGAGUUAGAGCUUAUGCACCAACGUUUCGAUGAGAAGCACCAAUUCAAUGACAAGCUGGAAAAGACUAAAAACCGCUUACAGCAAGAGCUGGAUGACCUCAUGGUUGAUUUGGAUCAUCAACGACAAAUUGUUUCAACCCUGGAAAAGAAACAGAAGAAAUUUGAUCAGAUGCUAGCAGAAGAGAAGAACAUAUCAGCACGCUAUGCUGAUGAGCGAGAUAGGACAGAGGCAGAGGCUCGUGAAAAAGAAACAAAAGUCUUGUCUCUGAGUCGAGCCCUAGAAGAAGCCCUUGAUAUAAAAGAUGAACUGGACAGACAAAACAAGUUGCUACGGGCAGAGAUGAAUGACAUUGUCAGCUCCAAGGAUGACGUUGGUAAAAAUGUCCAUGAAUUGGAACGGGCCAAACGAGCUUUAGAGCAACAAGUGCAGGACAUGAAGACUCAGAUAGAAGAGCUAGAGGAUGAGCUGCAAGCCAUUGAAGAUGGAAAACUCCGUCUGGAGGUCAACAUGCAAGCAAUGAAAGCUCAGUUUGACAGGGAUAUCCAAAAUCGUGAUGACUCCAAUGAUGAAAAGAAGAAACUCCUGAUCAAGCAGGUGCGUGAUCUGGAGGUGGAACUGGAUGAAGAACGAAAGCAGAAAGUCCAAAUUCUUGCUGGCAAGAAAAAAAUGGAAAUGGACCUUCAGGAAAUGGAAAAUCAAAUUGAUGGAGCCAACAAAGGCCGGGAAGAGGCAGUUAAACAACUGAAAAAAUUACAGUUCCAGCUGAAAGAAGUUUGGCGGGAAGUGGAAGAGACCCGCACAUCUCGAGAGGAAAUGUUCAUCCAGUCUAGAGAAAAUGAGAAGAGACUAAAGAGUUUAGAAACCGAACUCCUGCAGCUACAAGAGGAAUUGGCAGCUGCAGAAAGAGCAAAAAGACAAGCUCAGCAAGAAAGAGACGAUCUGGCGGAUGAGCUAGCGAAUGGUGUUAGUGGCAAGUCAUCUCUCCUGGAUGAAAAACGAGCCCUGGAGGCAAGAAUCGCUCAGCUGGAGGAGGAGCUUGAUGAAGAGCAGAGUAAUAUGGAGCUGCUUAAUGACAGAUAUAGGAAAUACACCUUGCAGGUGGAGACAAUCACUACAGAACUGGCUGCAGAAAGGAGCUUCUCCCAGAAGGCUGAAAAUGCCAGGCAGCAAAUGGAAAGACAGAACAAGGAGCUUAAAGUGAAAUUAAAUGAGAUGGAUUCCACCGUAAGGUCAAAAUACAAGAUUGCGAUUGCUUCCCUGGAGGCCAAGAUUGCUCAGCUGGAAGAACAAAUGGAACAGGAAUCAAAGGAGCGAAUCAUGGCCAACAAACUGGUGCGACGUGCAGAGAAGAGGCUGAAGGAGGUGCUUGUACAAGUAGAGGAAGAAAGAAGAAAUGCUGACCAAUUUAAAGAGCAGCUUGAGAAGGCACACAUCCGCAUGAAGCAGCUGAAGCGCCAGUUGGAGGAAUGCGAGGAAGAGGCGUCACGAGCCAAUUCCAACCGCCGUAGACUCCAAAGAGAGCUGGAAGAUGUGACGGAGUCAGCAGAGUCCAUGAACCGGGAGGUGAACACACUCCGAAGCCGGCUCAGCAAGUUAGAGCGACAGCAACGCAAGAGGGCACCUCUUCCAUUCACUACUCGUACUAUACGUACAGUGUACCAUCUCGAAGGUGUUUCUGAUGAAGAGGCAGAGGCACCCAGUGGGGAACCAUCAACCAAUCAUCAACAGCCUGCUCAGCAUGAGUGAUGCCACCUAAACAUAUAGCAACGGAUUGAGCUUUCAACUCUUCUCCUAAACCUACAGACAAGUCUUCAACAGAAACAGAUGGAAUGACUCAACAGAACACUAAGACUGCUACUGUCAACACAUGACUUUUGAGAGUGACUGAACACUCCAUAUGGGUGAACUUAAUCCUUCGUCUUCGUAUCUUAGCCAUGAGUUUCACAAAGCACUUUAUCUGGGAUGAACUCAAAUAAUGGCAGAGUGUGAGAAUAAUUAUAUAAGGAAUAAUGUCAUAUGAUAUUGUACAAUUGGCAUAUUUGCAUAGGAACUCAAGGCCUGUUAUGCUCUUAUUGUCAUUGUAGAUUUAACAAAUCCCCAUUACAACUCUGUUAAAUGCUGUCCACUUUCACUCUUCUUUUUGUGGUUGUGUGGAUGGGUAUAAUUUUCUAUUGGUAAUUCAUAUCUACAACUGGUCUAUAUUUGGAGCUAUAACAGCAGCUCAACAGACAAUCUGGGAUUGCAUUAUUUUGACUAUUGAGAGUUGUAAUGCAAUUCCAACAGGACAUCCAUGUAAUAUUGUGUAAGUAAGCCCAUUGUGUGAUGUUGUGGUAUUAAUUCACUAGCAAAUUUAAUUUGAGGACCAUUAUUUAAAUAAAAUAAAAAAUUGUGCAUUAACAAAAGAACUGUAUCAUGGAUAUAUGGGAUCAUGUACCCACUACUGAAACUUUGCCUUAGAGUUUAGAGGUCGUAUAAAUGCCCGAGGCUGGAGGCAUAGUACAUUUACUGAGGUCACAUAGCUCAGUGGGGAAUACUAAUAUUCAUAAAAGGGAAUUCCGUUAAGUGGUAAUCUACAACACAUUAAAAAUUAUAAUUCUUUAUUUUUUUAUUUAUUACUAUAUCACUUACAUAAACUGAUAAACACCAACAUACUCCAGUCUUUAAACACCACACUUCCUUAUAUGACAGUAUGUCAUGGAAGGACAUGGGGAUUCAUUUAAAUAACACUAAUUUGCCAGUUACAGUGUUAAGACUGUGUUAAUAGUCCUACAAAGCCAAGUUUCAAGGCCAUAGGCUCUUCGUCGAGGGAGGGUAUUAUAAUGCUUUUAGGUUUUGGAGGCCUUUCUUUGUAUAGCAUUUAAAUUGUUACAGCAUCUAUUCCUUGUUCUAUUACAUUGGGUCUCUGUAACAUGAACUAAUGGCAAGUGUACCUUUAUACUAUCUGGCUAAUUGUCUCAGUGUAUUUAUUCUAAAAGCACGAUGCCAUCUGUGACUUGAAUAGAAUAUGAACAGUGUAUUUGGGCAGCUGGAAUAGUAAAAGGGGUGUUAACAUGCUACAUAUGUAGAAUUAGGAUCUAAUGCCCAGUACAGCAUUUUUUAAAUGACAAAUCAUGUUAAGUAGUUAUACAUUUACAAGCCAGAAUAAAUGAUAAGUCCCUCCUAUUAUUAAAAGACACAAUAUGGCUUUCAUUUGCCCUAAGUGGUAGUUCUGCUUAGAAAGAGCUUUAUUUAUUCUUUGAAUGUAGUAUGUCAGCCAUUGAGAGAUAACAUGCCCACCUUGACAGGGACUGUCCAGCCAUAUUUAGGGCUAUUAGUAUAUUUAUUUGCCUGUUUAUUCAAUAUACAAACUGCCAUUCUCCUGGUCAGUUUAAAUGCCAUAAAUCGAAUUGGGAAACAGUUGUAUGUGACAGCCACCCAUCUAUAUGGACCAUAGGAACUGGGCUCCAGAGGAGCUAGCUUAUAUAUUGGCAUUUUCAUUAAAAAAAGCUAUAGAUGUCCGCAGAACUUAUCAUUGCAAUUUACUCUAAUAUUCUUCAUUGCAGUUAACUGUAGAUAUGGGCAAAGAUUUUGGUAAGAUGCAUACAGUAUGUAAUCAGGAUAGUUGAUUUAAUAAAUACUGCACUAAAAUUCCCAAAUAGAUUGUAAGGCCAAAUAAAAUAUAUAAAUCACUCUACUAAGUUGUUAUAAAUUAUGAAAAAUACCACUAUUUGGGUACAUGGGGAUCUUUUUUUAUUCUGGGGUAGCUUGCUCUUAAGGAUGGCUCCUUUUCAGCAUGUAUCUCCUUCUGUAUAGCAAUAUUGAUAUUUAGAUUCUUUAUGUCAAAGAUGCUUCUAACUGGAAUGCACCAUUAUUCUCACACGCUGCAAUUUUUAUAAUUAAAAAAUACGUGCUUGAGACCUUUUAUGGCAUGAUAUCCAAAGCGUAACACAACGAUAGAACGCAAUUUCAAUAUUCGUUAGGAAAAACACUGCACAUAUGUUUUGCUAAGUUGACAGGUAUUUUCAGACACAAUCAUGUGUAUAAAGAUGUUCCUGCAUGACACUCAUGUUAAUUCUGAAAAAAUUGUCAUAUUUUUCUGUCAAUGCAAUUUGCUAAAUUUUAUUUUUUAAAAUGGUUUAAUGGAGAUGGCGGAUGUUUUUUUUAUCUUUUGGUUUUUAUUCUUUAAUUUGACUUUGCUUUCCAUGUUUAUAAAGAAGAAACACAGUAAAUGACAAGAAAAUGGAUACUUGUCUAGAUGUCCUCCUUCUGGCAAAGUUAGGAGCCAAAUUUAUAUAUUGAACGAAAAGAUAUACGACUUUUAUUAAAACAUCAUCCUAAACAGUUGUUCUUGUCCUGGUUAUGGAUACAUUGUUAUCUAUUAUGCUUUUAUUUUAUUGUACUAAAUAUCAAGCAAUCUUUACAUUCCUUUGUUUUAACAUUUGAAAUAGACCAUCAAGUCUUA
Molecule: messenger RNA, 8844 nt
Organism: Rana temporaria (common frog)
Lineage: Eukaryota; Metazoa; Chordata; Amphibia; Anura; Ranidae
Product: myosin-10-like
Exons: 43
Coding region: 189-6149 (1986 amino acids)
Cellular component (GO): myosin complex
Molecular function (GO): cytoskeletal motor activity; ATP binding; actin filament binding
Source: RefSeq, a predicted model, not a curated record